CCCAGCUGAGUUCAACAUAUGGAUGAAGAAAUUCUGCGUGGUGUUAGGCGUGACCAGGAAGGACAUCCUGCUACUGCUGAAGAAACAAAGGAAGCCAGAUCCCGUAGACACGGCGGCCUUCGAUUCCUACACAAGGGCAAACGAAGAUCUCUCCAUUCUUGUCCUCCUAGUGGAACUUCCAGCCGCCUUGUCGAUACAGAAGCACGAAGACGACACUGGCAUCAGCGGCGACGGACAAGCUGCCUUCGAGGAGCUCUGCAACAACUGUGACAGGGUAACGGACGAGGUCAUCAGGGCCAAGAUGGAGGAGCUGGAGAACAACCCCAUGAACCCUGGUGAAAAUCCCGACGACUACUUCAACCAGAAGCACCUACUUCGCGCCCAGCUGGAUAAGAUGGGAGAACCCAUCUCCGGCCGCCGCUUCAAGGACAUCUGCGUACAGUGCUUCUCCAACGAAUAUAAGAACGUCAUGUUGAUUGGCCCCAAGCCGAGUGCUGCUGGAUGA
This is a messenger RNA of Ectocarpus sp. CCAP 1310/34, 505 nucleotides long. NCBI's taxonomy places the organism in Eukaryota, Phaeophyceae, Ectocarpales, Ectocarpaceae. The record is from the annotation of a GenBank genome assembly.